GGACUCCACAGGUGGCGCUGGGUUUGGUCUGAGGAAAGGUGUGGUUCAGGCUGCCCAAUAGGCGGCCUCCCAGUGUUAGAACUGUUCUUCCUCAGUUUUAGCAUCCCCUGCAAAAGCCCUAAAAAUCAAAGAAUUUUGACCCUCACCUUUCAUUUUACUACUUGCGUAGCCUAAGUCAAGACAGAAAAUAAGGCAGUAAUAAUGAGUACACAUAUCACUAUAAAGUUCAGUUAAAUUCGGAAACGUAAUAAGGGAGUCUCUGGGGGCUUAAUUUAAAAAGGACUUUCCAAUUAUGAGACUACCAGGAAAAAAGCGGCCCCAACGCUAACAGUAGCUAGUAUUUGUUGAAAGCUUACUACAUGUCAGGAACUCUGCUAAUAGCUUUACAUGUGUGAUCUCAUUUAUCCACAUUUAUCCAAGCAUCCUAUGGGGUUAUUACUAUUAUCCCCAUUUUAAAGAGGAUGAAACAGCUACGGAGAAAAUGGAGAAAGACGUUAAGGACUUCCAAGUGGCCUCCCUCCACUGGCCAGGUCCAAGAGAGGGCUCACAGGAGCAGGUGCUUGUUCAGGGCUGAAGGUGACGGUGCCCUCACACACCGUCCACGGCAUCAGGGGCCAGGCCCUCUACCUCCCCGUGCACUAUGGCUUCCACACCCUGGCAUCAGACAUCCAGAUCAUAUGGCUGUUUGAGAGGCCCCAUACCAUGCCCAAAUACCUGCUAGGCUCUGUGAAUAAGUCUGUGGUUCCUGACUUGGAAUACCAACACAAGUUCACCAUGAUGCCACCCAAUGCAUCUCUACUCAUCAACCCACUGCAGUUCACUGAUGAAGGCAAUUACAUCGUGAAGGUCAACAUUCAGGGAAACGGAACGCUAUCUGCUAGUCAGAAGAUACAAGUCACUGUCGAUGAUCCUGUCAAAAAGCCAGUGGUGCAGACUCAUCCUCCCUCUGGGGCUGUGGAGUAUGUGGGGAAUAUGACCCUGACAUGCCGGGUGGAAGGGGGCACUCGGCUAAUUUACCAGUGGCUAAAAAAUGGAAGGCCUGUCCACACCAGCUCCACCUAUUCCUUUUCUCCCCAAAACAACAUCCUUCAUAUUGCUCCGGUAACCAAGGAAGACAUUGGGAAUUACAGUUGCCUGGUGAAGAACCCUGUCAGUGAGAUGGAAAGUGACAUCAUUAUGCCCAUCAUAUAUUAUGGACCUUAUGGACUUCAAGUGAAUUCUGAUAAAGGACUGAAAGUAGGGGAAGUGUUUACUGUUGACCUUGGAGAAGCCAUCCUAUUUGAUUGUUCUGCUGAUUCUUAUCCCCCCAACAUCUACUCCUGGAUCCAGAGGGCUGACAAUACAACAUAUGUCAUUAAGCAUGGGCCUCGCUUGGAAGUUGCUUCUGAGGAAGUAGCCCAGAAGACAACUGACUAUGUGUGCUGUGCUUACAACAACAUAACUGGAAGGCAAGAUGAAACUCGUUUCACAGUUAUAAUCACUUCUAUAGGACUGGAGAAGCUUGCACAAAAAGGGAAAUCAUUGUCCCCUUUAGCUUGCAUAACUGGAAUAUCACUAUUUUUGAUUAUAUCCAUGUGUCUUCUAUUCCUAUGGAAAAAAUAUCAACCCCACAAAGUUAUAAAACAGAAGCUAGAAGGCAGGCCGGAAACUGAAUACAGGAAAGCUCAAACGUUUUCAGGCCAUGAAGAUGCUCUGGAUGACUUCGGAAUAUAUGAAUUUGUUGCUUUUCCAGAUGCUUCUGGUGUUCCCAGGAUGCCAAGCAGACCUGUUCCAGCUUCUGAUGGUGUAUCAGGGCAAGAUCUGCACAGUACAAUUUAUGAAGUCAUUCAGCAUAUUCCCGCCCAACAGCAAGACCAUCCAGAGUGAGCUUUUAUGGGCAAAGCAGUACAUUGGAGUGAAAUAAUGAAGGAACAUUUUGAGGAAAAACAGUGGAUAUGUCUAUUCAUCUGGAAUCAGUGAAGAAAUCAAGCUCAAUACCUCUUACUCAUUAGUCUUUAAAUGCAAGAUAGAAGCAUUUAUGAAAGUUUGACUGCAGGCUUUCCAGCAUAAACAUGGCGUCUUGUGCAACGAGGAAAAUGGUAUGAAAAUAUUCCUUGGUGGACAGUCUUUAUCAUGCUGACUGGGAGAAAGAAAAGGACAGGGCUUUCCAGUCACUCUUUUUAUAUCAAAUUUCUCUAAAGGCCCAAUUAGUUCUAAUCUAUGCUCUUACUUUCAUCAACAUUGACACUAUCCUAUCUCACCUACAAAUAUGGAAACUUUACAUCUGUAAAUUUUUCAGCAGGCUUUGUUUUACUAAAUUCUCAUGACUGUUAAGAUUGCUAAACUUAUUUUUAUUUUAUUCCCAAAUUUCUAUCUUGUUAUUUGUACCACAGAAUAUUAAUAAUAAGGAUCGUUGUCCCAAAGCAAGAACUGUGUCUUCCCUCCUUGUUUGUCAAUUACCAAUGGUGUUUGUGAGAAGACUUGUAAAAAACACUUGAGGAAAUGACUUAUUAAAGUCUUAUCCUUAUUUUUGUUCAAGGAAAGAAGGAUUCAAAUAAAUUAUUCUGUCUUUGCUUUUA
Microcebus murinus (gray mouse lemur) is the source of this 2558-nucleotide messenger RNA. NCBI's taxonomy places the organism in Eukaryota, Metazoa, Chordata, Mammalia, Primates, Cheirogaleidae. The record is from RefSeq and is a predicted model, not a curated record.